Fomitopsis serialis is the source of this 2728-nucleotide messenger RNA. RefSeq lists its product as uncharacterized. Bases 7 to 2541 code for a protein of 844 amino acids. Lineage: Eukaryota; Fungi; Basidiomycota; Agaricomycetes; Polyporales; Fomitopsidaceae. The record is from RefSeq and is a predicted model, not a curated record. The transcript has 4 exons.
AGACCCAUGCGCACCCGCCGGCGCCCUGCGCUGCAGGACAAGACGCCGGGGAACACGCCCCAGUCUCACCAUUCGAACGCGUCCAAGGCGAAGGAGGCCCUUUUCAGCGAACCCCGAAAACCUCUCGGCGCGCUCCCCAUUGCUCCCGAAGUCGUACCAGUCGUCUCCGACGAGAAUGGCAACUUGCGUUCUGUCCCGCCUUCCCCGCAUCCACCUCAUGUUCGCAGAGUCCCGCAGCCGCCUCCAGAGCCCUUGGAGGAGACUGGUUCUGAGGUGAGCGCGCCUCCAACACCGACGCCAGCGCGUAUCCGGAGGCCAGGAGCACGACCGUCCGACAUGCCUCGCUACUCGUACGACAUGCGGUCGGACGCCGUGCGCCACUCUGACAUUCUCUCUGCGGCUAUGCUACCUGUGCGCGCGGGCUCAGAGCGGGAGCCCCUCGCAUAUGGGGCGAGCUCAGAUUCUUCCGCUGGACCAAGCCCGUCCCCCGUUAAGACGGCGACGCGGACCCUUACCAACCGCCGCCCCAUCGCUCCGCCGACGUUUCGCCCGCUCGCGGACUCCGCCCCUAGCCCUCUCCCCACGAAACACGUCCGUCUCUCGAGCUCAUCCCGCCCCUCCGGCGGGUUUGUGCUCCCGCCGCCGCCGGUCUUCGGGUUCGAACACCGCACGCCGUCCUUUGUGCCGCCGACUCCGAAGCCGAGACAUGUCAAGACGCUCCUCCGCCCCGCCAACGAGGACGAUGGUGUCCUCGCAAGCCCUACGCCCAUCAAAUCCGGACUCGGCCCGCUCCCCGCGCAGAGCACGCCUGCCCCGCUUCGUAAGCGGAGACCUCGGCUCCCGCUGAACAAGAUGCCUGCGCGUGCGCCGGAGCCACAGAUGCCGGUCGCGGGGAGCUCGAAAGCAAAGGGGAAGCAGCGCGCCAGGGAGGAAUCCCUCCCACCGAGCUCGCCGCCUCCGCCCUCACCCCUUGGCUCGCGUGGCCCCAUUCCGUUCGCGGUGCGUGAGGACCUCAUGGCCGAGCUGGAAGGUGACGAGCCGCUUGAGCCCGAGGACAAGGAGAACAUGGGUAUGGGUAUGGGCGCAGAAAUCGGCAUGGGCGUCGCUACUGACUCCAGCGUUGGCGCGGUGCCCCUGCAGAAGCAACGGAGCAGGAGCUCAGAGGACGACCUGUUCGGGUUCAUCGCGGCGGAGCGCAAGCUCAAGGCCCUCCGGCGAGACAUGAGCAAGGACAAGGGCAAGGCUCCCGCGCCGCGCCGCGCGCCCCUCGGUACGCUCGUCGUUUCGCGUCGCACGCCCUCCCCCUCGCCCGAGCCCACUCCAGGGCCGUCCACGGUGCCGCUCCAACUGCCCACGCCCGAUGGUGGCUCCGAGGCGGACUCGAACCCCGGCGACUAUAGGUUCCUCGCGUUGGACAGCCCUCGCCUGGAGCGCGACACCCCUGCACCAGAGCUGCCCGACCCGGGGCCGGGCGAGAGCGACCCGGUCGUCCAGCCCGCAUAUGACAACGGCUCCGACGUGCUCUCGUACGUUGACCCCGAUGAGGUGUACGAGCACGAGCCUGCCCUCCCGGAUCCGGGCGCGCAAAGCGAGUCUGCGUCCGCCCCUGGCUCGCCAGAGGUCGACCCGACGCGCACGCCGCGCAAACCGAAGAGCACGCGGAAGCGGAGCCCCCUGCCGACGCCGCACUUUGAGGGCGAGAGCUCGGAGUCGGAGGUGGGCGAGGACACGCCGAGCCGGAGUAUGGGCCCCGCGGAGCUGCUGGACCUGACGAGCUCCGUGCCUGCGACGUUCAGACUUCGGAGAGGCGUCGUUGCGGAAGACAAGAUGGUCGAAGUCGAGGACGAAGAUAAGGAGCAGGGAGAGGAGGAGGCCCAGGGGAGCGAGCGCGAGGAGCCGGCCCCCAAGCUGAAGAAGCCCGCGACGAGGAAGCGCGGGCGUGGACAGAAGGAGGGAGACGAUGAUCCGGCGAAGACGGCGAAGAAUCUUGAGAGGCUCCUCCCUAGAAGACCCCCGAAACGCGCGAAGCCUGCGUCCGACGACGAGUCUGAGAGCUCUGAGCCUCCCGCGAAGCGUGCGCGUGGACGCGGGAGAGGAAGGGGUCGUGGACGCGCGCGCGGAGCGGCUGGUAGGGGACGUGGACGUGGAGGAGCGAAGGCGCACGCUGAGGACGUUCCGAGCGAGGAGGAGAGCGGGUCGGAGAGCGACGUUGAGGAAGAGGAAGUGAAAGCCAGGAGCAGUACCAGUCGCGGUGGGAUUGCGAGAGGACGAGGUGCUUCUAGGGGAAGAGGAAGAGCCCGCGGGAGGGGCAUAUCCACGAGCAGCCGUCCGCCGUCGAGCAGCACCCGUGUUACGCGGUCUCGCUCACAGAAGCCCGCGAGCAAGCCGGAUAGCAAGGGCAAGAAACGCGCUAGGGACGAGGAUGAGGAGAUCGAUAUCGAGGAGGAUGAGGAGCGUGCCCGAUCACGUCAGGCGCGGAUCGAGUACUUCCGGAAGCUCGAGGAGUACAGCCUGGAGAAGGAGGACGUCUAUGUGAUAUGAGUUCUAUAACACAUGCGGUUCGGGGCUAUCGAUUGAUUAUGGUUUUUCAUGACGAUGGGACGAUGGGCCUUGGUUGUAGCCCAAUACAUGGGAUGUACAAGUAGAAGAUGUGUAUCGUACCUUGACUAAAGUUGAUUGCAUAAUGACCAUGAGUAUUUCCUUACGUGUUGUCGCAUUGCUGAAAGCU